AUGGCAGCAUUUGGGGAGGAGCUGUUGAAUGUGGUCAACAAGCUCCAGGACCUCGUCUUCAACACCAUUGGCAAUGACUCCCUGGACUUGCCGCAGAUCGUCGUCGUCGGCUCGCAAUCCUCAGGCAAAUCAUCCGUCCUCGAAAACAUCGUCGGUCGAGACUUCCUUCCUCGCGGCAGUGGUAUCGUCACCCGACGACCACUCAUCCUCCAACUCAUCAACCUCCCCUCCGACCGAAGCGACAAGCCCGAAGAGCACGAAGUACAUGUCCCACACACACCAGCCGCUGUCGCAGGACAGGAUGAAUGGGGCGAGUUCAAUCACAUUCCCGGACGAAGGUUCUACGACUUCCAAGAGGUCAAGCGCGAAAUCGAGAACGAGACAGCCAGAAUAGCGGGCAACAACAAGGGCAUCAACAGGCAGCCCAUCAACCUCAAAGUCUACUCGCCACACGUCCUCAGCCUGACACUGGUAGAUCUGCCAGGUCUGACCAAGGUCCCGAUUGGCGACCAACCUACAGACAUCGAAAAGCAGACCCGCAACCUCAUCUCGGAGUACAUUGCAAAACCAAACAGCAUUAUACUUGCAGUCUCGCCAGCGAACGUGGAUCUGGUCAACUCGGAAUCGUUGAAGCUCGCGCGACAGGUCGAUCCAACUGGCAAGCGCACCGUUGGCAUCCUUACCAAGCUGGAUUUGAUGGACCAUGGUACAAACGCACUGGACAUUCUUUCUGGACGAGUCUACCCACUCAAGCUUGGCUUCAUCGGUGUGGUCAACCGAUCACAGCAGGAUAUCCAAGGCAACAAAUCGAUGUCCGAUGCGCUGUCUGCUGAGCGCGAGUUCUUCCGCAUGCACCCUGCUUACCGAAACAUCGCAUCAAGAUGUGGCACUCAAUACCUCGCAAAAACGUUGAACCAGACCCUGAUGGUACAUAUCCGAGAGCGGCUGCCAGACAUUAAGGCGCGCCUGAACACGUUGAUGGGCCAGACACAGCAGGAGCUUGCAUCCUAUGGAACCGAUGCAUUCACCGGGCGGGAGCACCGUGGCUCACUUAUACUCCAGCUGAUGACUCGUUUCGCAACAUCCUUCAUCUCCUCAAUCGACGGAACGUCUUCCGAGAUCAGCACGAAGGAACUCUGCGGUGGCGCCCGCAUUUACUACAUCUUCAACUCGGUAUUUGGUAACAGUCUGGAAUCGAUCGACCCUACUGUGAAUCUGUCGUCCCUCGACAUUCGAACAGCGAUUCGAAAUUCAACUGGUCCCAGGCCGUCGCUAUUUGUACCUGAACUCGCCUUUGAUCUUCUUGUGAAACCCCAAAUCAAGCUCCUGGAAGUGCCAAGCCAAAGAUGCGUUGAGCUGGUGUAUGAAGAACUUAUUAAGAUCUGCCAUACAUGUGGCUCGACCGAAUUGUCGAGAUACCCUCGACUUCAAGGCAGACUCAUUGAAACCGUGUCGGACCUCCUCCGGGAACGUCUUGGACCAUCUUCAUCCUACGUGGAGAGCUUGAUAUCGAUACAGAGAGCCUACAUCAACACCAACCACCCCAACUUCCUCGGAGCAGCAGCGGCGAUGAGCAGCGUGAUGCAGGACAAGCAUGAAAAGGAGAAGCAACAAGCGGCGGCAGCAGAGAAACGGAAACGAGAAGAACGAAAGCAGAAGGAACGAGAACAGGCAGGUAUGAACGGGACGCAUGCGCCUGACGAGGACGAGGAGCAACUACAUAGCGUACUACCGGUUCGUUCGGCCACUAAGUCGAAAGAAAGCAGAAGCAUGAGUCCAGCAGUUGGCCGGGAUGGACAUAGAUUUGGACAUGCCAAUAGUGCACCCAAUGGUGUUCCCAAUGGCGGCCGAGAUUCGUUCUUGAAUUACUUCUUUGGCAAGGAGAAUGGCACAAGUGCAGGCGCGUUACCGGGACAGGGCUCGGAACGGUCGCUGCCAGGGCAUGGCGGCAGUAGACAUGUCAGCCAGAACAUCGAGCCCAGCAUAAGUGCGAGCUUCAGGCGCGGCGAUACACGGCCGCCACCUGUAGUCGAGAGCGUCACCACCGAAGAGCUGGAGCGUGAUGAGAACGGACUGGAUGAUCCAGCAGGUCCGGCACUUACAGAACGGGAGUCUCUGGAAACGGAGCUCAUUCGCCGACUCAUCAGCAACUAUUUCAACAUCGUCCGUGAGACCAUUGCCGACCAAGUACCCAAAGCGGUCAUGCACCUGCUUGUAAACCACUCAAAAGAUGCCGUGCAGAACCGGCUUGUAUCAGAACUGUAUAAGGAGGGUCUCUUUGAGGAACUAUUGUACGAAGAUGAUGGCGUGAGGGAGGAACGAGAGAAGUGCGAGAAGCUGCUCAGCACAUACAAGGAGGCGAGCAAGAUCAUUGGCGAGGUGCUAUGA
Messenger RNA from Fulvia fulva, 2388 nucleotides. RefSeq names its product Dynamin-related protein DNM1. The record is from RefSeq and is a predicted model, not a curated record. Gene Ontology annotation, molecular function: GTPase activity; microtubule binding; GTP binding. Gene Ontology annotation, biological process: peroxisome fission; mitochondrial fission. The transcript has 3 exons. Gene Ontology annotation, cellular component: membrane; cytoplasm; peroxisome. Bases 1 to 2388 code for a protein of 795 amino acids. Lineage: Eukaryota; Fungi; Ascomycota; Dothideomycetes; Mycosphaerellales; Mycosphaerellaceae.